This is a messenger RNA of Vicia villosa (hairy vetch), 1272 nucleotides long. RefSeq lists its product as uncharacterized. The transcript is spliced from 12 exons. The record is from RefSeq and is a predicted model, not a curated record. The coding region runs from base 1 to 1272 and encodes 423 amino acids. NCBI's taxonomy places the organism in Eukaryota, Viridiplantae, Streptophyta, Magnoliopsida, Fabales, Fabaceae.
AUGUCUAGGCCUGUUGAGAGAAUAGCAGAGAUCAACAAUGGAAAAGAGCUUUGGAAGAUUGUUGUUAGGAUUCACCACAGAUGGAAUGUUGUGGCUAACAACAAGGAACAUUUUGAAAUGAUUUUUGUUGAUAAAUUGGGAGAUGAUAUUCAUGCUGUUGUUCCAGCACCACAUGUGUCGGUGUUCACCGAAAAAUGCCUAUUAGGGCAUACUUAUACUGUAUCUAAUUUUAAGGUGGUGCCUUAUGUUCUGGCGUUCAAGGCAUCCGAACAAAAAUAUAUGACUGAGUCUGGCGCAAAGAAGCAACAAAUUAGCAUGGUGUUGCGUGACCACAGCAACAACAUGUUGAACUGUACUCUGUGGGAAUCAUACGCGGAUCAGUUCAUCAGGUUUAACAAAGUUAGGGUUGCUGCAUCACUCCCUACAAUUGUGUUGCUUCAGUAUGCCAAAGUGAAAGAAGAAGGAAAGUAUCCUCUGUCUGUGACAAACACUUACAAUGUGACCCUUUUAUGUGUUGAUGCUGAUUUUCCUGUCAUGAAAGACUUUAUUGAUAGAAUGCCUGAGGAGAGCAGGAUUACAUUUUGUGCUACUGUCGCUACAACAAAAUUAUUAGUCGCGUCUCCAUUUGGAUGGUACUAUCGUGCCUGUCAUAUGUGUCAAUCUAUAGCGUGUGGGGACAACCCCCCAUUUGAGUGUGAAGCUGGUCAUGAAACCAUGGCUGAAGUCCUUAGGUAUAAGAUUGAGAUUGAGGAUACUCAUGGGGGCAAAAGCUGCAAUUUGUGUUCUGGAACAGAGAAUGUGAAAUGCUCUUGGGUUUAUCUGCGUCUCAACUUCGCUGAAAUUACUGAUCCAUUGGACUUCCCGUUAGAAGUUGAUCAGUUGUUGAAGUUGGAAAUGGCUAUGAAGGUUAAGUGGCAUCCACGCUGGAAGAACUGUUCCGUCAUUAUGAUUAUAAAAAAUGAUCAUAUUAUGCAGCAACUUAAGGAAAAGUGGGGAACAGAUGAGGAACCUAUUCCAAUCCAAACUGUAAUACCUGAGACUCUGGAGAUUAAAGAGAGUGUUGAUGAGGCUAAAACAGAUGUCAAUGAAGACUGUGAAUUGGUUACGGACCUGGAAAUUACAUCUGAGCACAAGCCUGAUGCUGUCACACCUGCUGGUAAGAGGCAUUUUCCUGGUGUAUCAAGUGAAUCCACUGAUUUGGACGGAUUAUAUGAUGAAAAACUGUCAUCAAACAAGCUGAAGAAGAUAAUUAAAAUGGAGAAGAUUGAUUAG